GGUUGCAUCAGCUCCCGGAUCAGGAAGAAGAAAAUAAUUCCUUCCGCCGGCAAAUAUUAUUACUAGAGCGUGUUAGCCGAGUGUCAUUUUACUGAGGCACUGCAAGUAAAAGAAGAAGUAAAUUCUCGUUACAAUGGAAGACGUUGCGGAUGGUAUUAAACAAAUGAAAGUGGAAGCUGAACAGAAGGGAUGUAAAGAAGGGAAAUGCACUGAUGGUGGGAAGAAGAAAGGUAAACCAACCUCUGACCAGGAUGGCCGUUCAGAGCUGAAACCUUGGCCCAAGUAUAUUGAAGACCGUUUAGCUCUAUACAACAAACUGAAAGAAGAGCAUGAUUUGCUGCUUGCUGAAAAGUCUGCGAAAGAAAGUAAGCCUAUCAAAGUCACUCUUCUAGAUGGGAAGCAGAUUGAUGCAGAGUCUUGGAAAACAACACCUUAUCAGAUUGCUUGUGGAAUUAGCCAGGGGUUGGCUGACAACAUAGUCAUUUCUAAAGUAAACAAUGAAGUCUGGGAUCUAGAUCGUCCACUUGAAGGUGAUUGUAAUUUGGAAUUUCUCAAAUUUGAUGAUGAAGAGGCCCAGGCUGUAUACUGGCACUCAAGUGCCCAUAUAAUGGGUGAAGCAAUGGAAAGAAUUUAUGGAGGUUGUUUAUGCUAUGGUCCACCUAUUGAGAAUGGAUUUUAUUAUGAUAUGUUCCUGGAAAAUGACUGUGUGUCUAGUAAUGAUUUUCCUGCCAUUGAAACACUUUGCAAGAAAAUAAUAAAAGAAAAGCAAUUAUUUGAAAGACUUGAGAUUAAGAAGGAAACUCUGCUUGAAAUGUUUAAGUACAAUACAUUUAAAUGUCGAAUUUUGAAUGAAAAGGUCACCACCCCAACAACCACUGUGUACAGGUGUGGCCCAUUAAUUGAUCUGUGCAGAGGGCCCCAUGUGAGACAUACUGGGAAAAUAAAAGCAAUGAAAAUACAUAAGAACUCUUCUACUUACUGGGAAGGAAAAGCUGACAUGGAGACUCUUCAGAGGAUUUAUGGAAUUUCCUUCCCAGAUUCUAAAAUGUUGAAGGAAUGGGAGAAACUCCAAGAGGAGGCAAAAAACAGAGACCACCGCAAACUGGGCAAAGAACAAGAACUAUAUUUCUUCCAUGAGCUAAGCCCAGGAAGCUGCUUCUUUUUGCCAAAAGGAGCCUAUAUUUACAACACCUUAAUUGAAUUCAUCAGAAGUGAAUAUAGGAAAAGAGGUUUUCAAGAAGUGGUGACCCCAAAUGUGUAUAAUAGCAAAUUAUGGCAGACAUCUGGGCAUUGGGAACAUUACAGUGAAAAUAUGUUUUCUUUUGAAGUGGAAAAAGAAAUCUUUGCUCUGAAGCCAAUGAACUGUCCUGGCCACUGUUUGAUGUUUGACCAUCGACCUCGUUCAUGGAGAGAGCUCCCUUUGCGCAUGGCAGACUUUGGGGUGCUUCACCGCAAUGAGCUCUCGGGGGCUUUAACUGGACUAACCCGUGUCCGCCGCUUUCAGCAGGAUGAUGCACACAUUUUUUGUGCUAUGGAUCAGAUUGAAGAUGAAAUUAAGGGUUGCCUGGAUUUUCUGCGCACUGUCUAUGAUAUAUUUGAUUUCUCUUUCAAACUUAACCUGUCUACUCGCCCUGAAAAAUUCCUUGGUGAUAUAGAAGUAUGGAACCAGGCUGAGAAGCAACUGGAGAACAGCUUGAAUGAGUUUGGAGAAAAGUGGGUGCUUAACCCAGGAGAUGGAGCAUUUUAUGGACCCAAGAUUGAUAUUCAAAUAAAGGAUGCCAUAGGAAGAUACCACCAGUGUGCAACAAUUCAGUUGGAUUUCCAGCUUCCAAUCAGAUUUAAUCUUGCCUAUGUAAGCCCUGAUGGAAAUGACAAAACAAGACCCGUCAUAAUUCACCGUGCGAUCCUUGGCUCUGUUGAGAGAAUGAUUGCCAUUCUAACUGAAAAUUAUGGAGGCAAAUGGCCCCUUUGGCUUUCACCACGUCAGGUGAUGGUGAUUCCUGUUGGUCCCACAUGUGAAGAGUAUGCACAAAAGGUACGUCAAGAAUUCCAUUGUGGUGGUCUUAUGUCUGAAGUUGAUCUGGAUCCGAGCAGCACUCUAAACAAAAAAAUUCGAAAUGCCCAGUUAGCACAAUAUAACUUCAUUUUAGUGGUUGGUGAGAAAGAAAAGAGCAGUGAUACUGUAAAUGUACGUACAAGGGACAACAAAGUCCAUGGUGAACGUUCAGUGAAGGAGUGCAUAGAAAGGCUGAAGCAGCUAAAGACAACCCGUUGCAGAAACGCAGAGGAGGAAUUUUAAAAAUACUACUGUAUUUAGAGGUCAAAAGAAUUUUUGUCCUUUUUUAAAAUUUAUUUGGUCUCCAAUGGUUUGUCAUUACAAAAACUGUCAUACAAUUUAAAAAAAAAAAAAAUCCUAUCAAAUAUAUAACUUUCAUGUGCUUAAUUUUUUUCCUUCAAUUUUUUCAAAUGUUUUUCUUGAUGUUAUGUCAUAGUUUAACAUUUGGUGUAUAAUUAUAAAAUGUUCAAAACUCCUAAUAUAAAAGUUUAAGAACCAUGUAAAAUUCUGUAAUUUUCUAUAAGAACAGGAGUUUAUUUUAAGACAGUUAUUUAUAAAAUCACUUUUACUGCAAACAGUUUGUGUCAAUCAUGAGAAGUGAUUGUAUAUAAAUCUGCAUAAAAAGUUUGCUUUAUAAAAAUACAAUUUUUCCUUUGUUUAAUGAAGUGUUGAUUUACUUGUGAAGGUUUUAAAUUGAGCCAAGGGAUUUAGUAAUUAGUUGGGAAACUUGCAAAAAAAAAAAAACGUCAGAUUUCUUUACAACGUAUGAGCACCGAACAUUUAUUUAAUAUUGGGGCAUUUAAUAAAAAGAGAGAAAGUAAGAGAGACAAAAUAAUAAAGUAUAUAUUCUUGUCUAAUUUAUCUGCAUAUUUUGAAUUUUACUUCCAUUCUUUAUAUUGGUUAUUUGAUUUAAUGGUUAGGACAUCUAAAAAAUGGUAACUUGUUUUACCCUCCAGGAAUACAUUUUCAAUGAUUUUGCAUAUCUGAAUGUUUUUUCAGUUUCAUGUUCAAAACAUGUGCUCACUGUUGCUGAG
This is a messenger RNA of Erpetoichthys calabaricus (reedfish), 3090 nucleotides long. RefSeq names its product threonyl-tRNA synthetase 1 (gene tars1). Lineage: Eukaryota; Metazoa; Chordata; Cladistia; Polypteriformes; Polypteridae. Gene Ontology annotation, molecular function: ATP binding; threonine-tRNA ligase activity. Gene Ontology annotation, biological process: threonyl-tRNA aminoacylation. Bases 134 to 2299 code for a protein of 721 amino acids. Gene Ontology annotation, cellular component: cytoplasm. The record is from RefSeq and is a predicted model, not a curated record. The transcript is spliced from 19 exons.